This is a messenger RNA of Neolamprologus brichardi, 1914 nucleotides long. Lineage: Eukaryota; Metazoa; Chordata; Actinopteri; Cichliformes; Cichlidae. The record is from RefSeq and is a predicted model, not a curated record.
CUCACCACAGGCACCACGACGGCAGAAGCUUUAAAUCUCGUGGAAAAGCUCAGAGAGACUGAACUUUUCUGGGGGCGAUCAGAUUGAAGGAUAUUAUUUUUCUUUUUCCUCUUUAAGAAGAAAGGCUUCUUUUAAAACAGACGAACAUGUCUCGGGUUUCGAAUAUUUUACCCGAUGAGGCGGUCUUUGAUGACUUCAAAAAACAGUGUUUAGCAACCGACAACUGGCAAAAUAAGUAUGACAACCAUGGGAUGCAAGUGUGGAUCGAGGUGCGCGCUGUGAAUAAAGGAAAUCACGUACCUAAAGUCCACAAGAUGAAGUGUAAAAUGAUAGUUAAGGAUGUGUCAGCUGCUACCAUGUUCGACGUCCUUCACGACAGCCGGUACCGCAAGAAGUGGGAUGUAACUAUGCAGGAGAGUUUUGACAUUGCCCGGCUCUCUGCUAAUGCUGAUGUGGGCUACUACUCAUGGCGUUGUCCAAUUCCAUUAAAGAACAGAGAUGUCGUGACACUGCGCUCGUGGCAGAUCACAGAUGACGAGUACAUCAUGGUUAACUUCUCAGUCAAACACCCGAAAUUCCCUCCUCGCAGCAACCUCGUAAGAGCCGUUUCCAUCCAGACGGGGUAUUAUAUCAAGGCCACAGGACCAAAUAGUUGCAUUUUUACAUAUCUUUCACAAGCAGACCCCAAAGGCUCUCUCCCAAAGUGGGUGGUGAACAAAGCAUCCCAAGUUCUUGCUCCUAAGGUAAUGAAGAGUGUGCACAAGGCGGGACAGGAAUACUCGAACUGGAAAAGUCAGAAUUCCCCCGAUUUGAAGCCCUGGCUGCACCCAGAGCAGAACACCCUUCCCAUGAUGGACCCCGCUGAGCUGUCAAUUCAGAGAGCAGACUCACUGGAAAAUGUGGACGAAAGCUCAAAGCUGGAUGCUAACGAAGGGGAGGACAGCAGCUAAAUUGAACGAUAGUGAUGGGAGGAAAGGUGGACAAAGACGGAGAGAUUGAGAGGUGGACUGUAGAUGGACUUGAGGUCUCCGGCUCUCUGUGAUGUAACCAUGAUCCUCCAGUUCUAAAUCGGUGUGCCUUCGAGGAUGAGCAAGAGCAUGAAGUGUUUACAACCGUCUGACAAGAUGGAAAUGAGCACAGAUCAAGUUGCCAUCACCUCAGUCUGUGUUGAGCUAAGCUAACUUCCACUGUACAGGGUUAGAGGUGUUGGGGUUUGAAUGUGACACAUUUGCAAUACUACAUUUACAAUUGGACCAAAGACAGUCGAUCUUUAGCUGCAGCUACGUGAACAAAAUUUAAGUGGAAGAAAGGGAAAUAUACUUGACUUCUAGCAGGUCAUUAUUAGUGACUGUGAAUAGAAAUGAGAUUAGAAAGUUGGCAAACACCUGUGGAGAAUUGUGACACUAACUUCUCUUCAGAAUAUUGCAAAGGAAUCGAGUAUGAAAACAGCUGAAACUGUUUCAGCUCACUUUAUCUUUCUUUUGGGGUUGUAGUAGACACAGAACGAUGAUAACUUUGUGAUCAUUUAUACUUAAACAUUUUGUUAAUAUGUUCACAGCAUAAUGUACAGGUAGCAACUUGUGGGGCAGGUUGUCUUUAGGUUUGUAAUUAGGAAGGCUCUUUUUGAAGGUGUGUUGCCUUUACUCAGACGUUGUGCAACCAUGGUGUUUGCAUUGUAAAUUAUUACAAAUGGUGGAGUUUCACUGGUCCACAAGGAAGGCACCGAAGUGAACUCCCAGUUAGGUUGUAUUGCCAAGUCACAAUACACACAGAAUUAUUGUAUUUUGUUAGUUGAAUAUCAGUUGACCUGAAGGAUUGGAAUGACCAUAAAGGCUUUUUUAUUUAUUUCAAGUUGAUGUAAAUUGAUGAAGUAAUGGCCUGGGAUGAAGCCCCUGUAGGUUGACAUUUUUUUUU